CAGACCUCCUGCAGUGAAAUAGAACAGAUAACUUUUUAGGCCAGCUCCAGAAGACCCAGUCUGUGUUUGGUUAUCACCUUUUCGGACAAAAAAUUUGGGGCCCAGGAUGAAUAAGACAAGGGCAGUUAAUGAUGCUUUUCCUUUCCUGAAUAGUAAGAACUUCAGCUCAAAUCGAAGCUUCCCCUCACACCUUUCAAAUCAGUGCAGGAAUGUCACUGACCUUACUGUUUUUCUGGCCGCCUCUUACAGUUUGGAGACUGUUCUAGGCAUUGUGGGAAACAUCUGCCUGAUUGCUGUUAUAGCCAGGCAGAAGGAAAAGACCAAUGUCACCAACAUCCUCAUUUCCAAUCUAAUAAUUUCAGACUUGUUUAUGUGUCUUGUCUGCCUGCCUUUCACUGUUGUUUACACCAUGAUGGACUAUUGGAUAUUUGGGGAGGUCAUGUGCAAAAUGACCUCUUUCACACAGUGCACAUCUGUGACAGUGUCAAUUCUUUCCCUUGUCCUUAUUGCUCUGGAAAGACACCAGCUGAUCAUAAACCCAACUGGUUGGAGGCCAAGCAUCUCCCAAGCCUAUCUAGGAAUUGGAGUCAUUUGGACUUUAGCAUGUCUCAUGUCUCUUCCCUUUUUGACCACAUCCAUCUUGUCUAACGAUUUGUAUGAACAGCUCUCACACAUCAUGAAUUUUUCCUACGACAAGGCCAUAUGCAUUGACUCGUGGCCUUCUGAGCAACACAGGCUUAUCUACACCACUACUCUACUUCUUCUGCAGUACUGCAUCCCACUGUUCUUCAUUAUACUUUGCUAUCUGCGUAUCUACUUACGCCUACAGAAGCGAAAGGACAUGUUUGAGAAGAGUGAAUACAGUAACCGAGCAGUCCAGCUAAGAAGGAUAAAUAUUUUGUUAGCAUCCAUGGUUGCUGCUUUUGCUGUUUGCUGGUUACCACUGCAUGUUUUCAACACCAUUGUGGACUGGAAUUACAAGAUCAUUUCACCUUGCCACCACAAUCUUAUCUUCUCAUUGUGCCACUUGGUAGCCAUGGCUUCUACCUGUGUCAACCCUGUCAUCUAUGGUUUCCUCAAUAGCAACUUCAAAAAAGAAGUGAAGUCACUGAUUCUGAGCUGCCAGCAUAAUUCAGUAACUGCAUCAAUGGAAGAAUAUGAUCAUUUACCUUUAUCCACUAUGCAGACAGAAGUCUCCAAGGGCUCACUGUCAUUGAAUUGCAGACAUAACUCUAUCUAGCCAGCAGAAAGCACUUCAGAGGUUGUACUGACACCACACAGCAGUCAUACCUGCAGGUAUAAAAGCAACUGGUGAUGCCAAAGCUGGAAUGCAAACAGGAUCCCACUGCUGCCUGAUUUUUCUAAGAACAAGCAAAGAAAGUUAGUAAAUGCAUUCAGUGGCUCCUGGGGCGUGCGAGGUGUUUGUGUCUUUGAGGAGGUGCAGACUGGUGUACAAACCGCUGCUCUGCCAGCUCAAUGGAUAAGCUGUGGUGCACCUAGACUGACAUUGGGUCUAUCAGCUAAGUUCACAUCUCCAGCACGGCUGAGGUAGAACCUCAUGCAUCCAACGUCACCACUGCAGGCUGCCAAAGCUGCAUUCGCAAAGGCUUCAUUUUUCAGUAUUAAGACUUUUUAUGUACUGAUGACACACCAGGGGAACAGAGACAUGUGAAUAUAUAUAUAUUUUUUGUGCUUUCCUAACUGACAAACUGUUAGCAUUCAGCAGAUCCAAUCUGCAUCAAACAGCUGGAGGUCAGUCCAGAACUUCUCCUUCUUGUCACACGGGCUUGGAAAUUGCCAUUGUCCACAGAAGUUGGGGCAAAGAACAAGAAAGAUGAAAGUUACUGACAGAGGAGCAGUGGGAAAUGAAAAUGUUACUUGAAUUAAGCUCUUGGAAUACAUUGACAUGAUGCAGAAUGCUAUUUUCAAGCAAAUGAAAAACAGUUGCAGAUCUGCAUGGAAAUGAAUCUAGUUGGUUUUGCAAUUCCUGCUGCUGGCAGUUACAAAGCUCUGCAAAGUUAGAAGCACACACCAUGAUGAGAAAAGGUGACUGUGUUACUGGAGAUGUUUCAUGUCUUGGUAGCAAGAUUUCACUUCUGCUUCAGCAGCAAAAUACUCAUUAGUUCCUUGGUGCUCUAAUUGCAUCUAAUUCAGAAAGUCUGAACAUGCAUGAAAAGCUGUUCGAAGAAGCCUUGUUUUUUCAGAGUGUGUACAGUCCCAAAGAAAUAAGUGUACACAUGCAGACCAUUUCCUAUUAACAUAGAAGUGGAUAUCAGACAUCAGUUCCACUCACUGACAGCAACAACAAAGAUGGAGCUGAAUAAGAAUACGUAACUGGAAUCCAGGUCAGAUGGAAACACAAACCUUAAAACCAAGCUACAUGUAAAUAAGCAGUAUAGUAAGGAGAUGUUGCUCAGUGACUGCUGAGGAAUAAAGAAAGCUCAUACUGAGGAAAAAAAAGAUAAAGAAAAGAGUGAGAAGUUCAUUGUAAAAAAAUUUGUAAAAAAAAAAUUGAAACCAUCGAGUUUAUUCAAAAUGAAGUAGAUUAAUAAUAAAGAAAUACAGAACUGUGUUCUGUCCUGUGUUUUUAAACUAACCUUAGCAGUAGGCUGACUAUGUGGCCAAAUUAGGUUAUUUCUAUCUUGAAUUAUGUUAUUACUUAUCACAGGUCAUUACUCUUUGUAGUUAAAGGGUUUGCACAGAGUUGAAGCUAUCUAAUGUACAGUUAUGCAGAAAUCUUCCUUCAACUUGAUUUUGGAAAGAUUAUCAGUCUUGACAGGCAAUGUUAAUUUGGGACUGAGCAUCUGAAGGCAUAAGCAAGCUCUUAGCUCUUAAGCUUAUAGGGUAACAAGAGCCAUUAAGGAUGAAUUCACAGUUGCAGAUGGCAAAAAUGGAAGUUAAAUCUCAUCCAUGUACUGGGGCACAGAAAUUGGUGGCAAAGCUUCAGGUUUGGACCUUCAGUUCUUGCAUGUAGAAUCUUCAGGCAGAAGGUGUUCUGACAGCCACACUUCUUACUCUGGGCAGAACGUGUGUAUGUCAACUGGAGAGUUCAUGUGAUUUCUUUUUGCAUCUUCCUCAACUACUUGGCAAGACAUUUUUGCUUCUUUCAUGUGGCCUUCUGCUGCAUCUUUUGUUUUUCUUUAACUUAUCUCUUGCUUUUCUUGGUUCUUUGUAUGCAAUGUCAUUUCUAGACUGGAUAUCAAGCCCAUUAGAAGAAAUGCAGAACAAGAGGACACAUUUUAUCUUACCCUGAAUUAAAAGUUUUUUAGUUUUCUGUUGUAGCUGAAAGCAGAGCUGAUACAACCUUGCAAUGCUGAGUAGUAAAAAUAUAUUAAUGUCUCAUAAACAACUUCACUCUUACCAGAACUGUGUUGUAUUAUUUGAGUGCAUGAAUACCAAUUACAUUUUGGAGUGUUUUUAUAUGUUGUUCAUCUAAUCAGUUGAGUAAUUCUGCCUGUUCUAUUUGCUUGUUACAAUUUCAGCACCUAACUAAUGUAUGUCAAGCUACAGUAAAAAUAUC
Molecule: messenger RNA, 3520 nt
Organism: Phasianus colchicus (ring-necked pheasant)
Lineage: Eukaryota; Metazoa; Chordata; Aves; Galliformes; Phasianidae
Source: RefSeq, a predicted model, not a curated record